Messenger RNA from Piliocolobus tephrosceles (Ugandan red Colobus), 3732 nucleotides. It is a transcript of the gene SNX14, whose product is annotated as sorting nexin 14. NCBI's taxonomy places the organism in Eukaryota, Metazoa, Chordata, Mammalia, Primates, Cercopithecidae. The transcript has 28 exons. Gene Ontology annotation, molecular function: phosphatidylinositol-3,5-bisphosphate binding. Gene Ontology annotation, biological process: autophagosome maturation. Bases 448 to 3261 code for a protein of 937 amino acids. The record is from RefSeq and is a predicted model, not a curated record. Gene Ontology annotation, cellular component: late endosome.
GCUGUAGUUUCUUCCGGGCUCGCCACAACCUUCUUCCCUCUCCUCCGCAAUACAGGCAUUUACCAGGUCCUGGGGCUGUCCUUUGAUUUCCGGAAAUGGCCGGUCGCCAGUGUUGUCAGAGUUUCCACGGAAGACUGGGCGCUACUUCGGCCAGGAGGGCGGAGCGGCGAGACGCUAGAGGCCGUGCGCUGGGUGACGACUUCGGGCACGUUCUACGGCCGUUCAUCUGGUCGGCUGGGGACGGCGGCCGCGCACGCGCGGCGGGGGGUAUUGGGCGUGGGGCUGGGCCCAGCCGGACGCGACCGCAACCUGCGGCGUCUGACUGCCGGUAGGCGGCUGUGUGUGUGCGCCGCCGAGUUGGUGGGGCGGGGACGCGAGGUGUGGAUGGGGGCUCGCCUUGACCUCUGGCUUAGCUAGUAGCGCAGCCUUGGCCUCGCAGUUACGGAGAUGGUGCCCUGGUUGCGGACGAUGGGGGAGAAGCUGAAGCAGCGGCUGCGGCUGGACGUGGGACGCGAGAUCUGCCGCCAGUACCCGCUGUUUUGCUUCCUGCUGCUCUGUCUCAGCGCCGCCUCCCUGCUUCUUAACAGGUAUAUUCAUGUUUUAAUGAUCUUCUGGUCAUUUGUUGCUGGAGUUGUCACAUUCUACUGCUCACUAGGACCUGAUUCUCUCUUACCAAAUAUUUUCUUCACAAUAAAAUACAAACCCAAGCAGUUAGGACUUCAGGAAUUAUUUCCUCAAGGUCAUAGCUGUGCUGUUUGUGGUAAAGUGAAAUGUAAACGACAUAGGCCUUCUUUGCUACUUGAAAACUACCAGCCAUGGCUAGACCUGAAAAUUUCUUCCAAAGUUGAUGCAUCUCUCUCAGAGGUUCUCGAAUUAGUGUUGGAAAACUUCGUUUAUCCAUGGUACAGGGAUGUGACAGAUGAUGAAUCCUUUGUUGAUGAACUGAGAAUAACAUUACGGUUUUUUGCAUCUGUCUUAAUAAGAAGGAUUCACAAGGUGGAUAUUCCAUCUAUUAUAACCAAGAAACUAUUAAAAGCAGCAAUGAAGCAUAUAGAAGUGAUAGUUAAAGCCAGACAGAAAGUGAAAAAUACAGAGUUUUUACAGCAAGCUGCUUUAGAAGAAUAUGGUCCAGAGCUUCAUGUUGCUUUGAGAAGUCGAAGAGAUGAAUUACACUAUUUAAGGAAACUUACUGAACUGCUUUUUCCUUAUAUUUUGCCUCCUAAAGCAACAGACUGCAGAUCUUUGACUUUACUUAUAAGAGAGAUUCUGUCUGGCUCUGUGUUCCUUCCUUCUUUGGAUUUCCUAGCUGAUCCAGAUACUGUGAAUCAUUUGCUUAUCAUCUUCAUAGAUGACAGUCCACCUGAAAAAGCAACUGAACCAGCUUCUCCUUUGGUUCCAUUCUUGCAGAAAUUUGCAGAACCUAGAAAUAAAAAGCCAUCUGUGCUGAAGUUAGAAUUGAAGCAAAUCAGAGAGCAACAAGAUCUUUUAUUUCGUUUUAUGAACUUUCUGAAACAAGAAGGAGCGGUGCACGUGUUGCAGUUUUGUUUGACUGUGGAGGAAUUUAAUGAUAGAAUUUUACGACCAGAAUUAUCAAAUGAUGAAAUGCUAUCUCUUCAUGAAGAGUUGCAGAAGAUUUAUAAAACAUACUGUUUGGAUGAAAGUAUUGACAAAAUUAGAUUUGAUCCCUUCAUUGUAGAAGAGAUUCAAAGAAUUGCUGAAGGCCCAUACAUAGAUGUUGUGAAACUUCAAACUAUGAGAUGUCUUUUUGAAGCAUAUGAACAUGUCCUUUCUCUUUUGGAGAAUGUAUUUACUCCUAUGUUCUGCCAUAGUGAUGAGUAUUUCAGACAACUUUUAAGAGGUGCAGAAUCACCAACACGCAAUUCAAAAUUCAACAGGAACACACAGAAAAGGGGAGAAUCAUUUGGAAUCAGCAGAAUAGGUAGCAAAAUUAAAGGAGUAUUCAAAAGUACCACAAUGGAGGGAGCUAUGUUGCCUAAUUAUGGUGUAGCUGAAGGUGAAGAUGAUUUUAUUGAAGAAGGUAUUGUUGUAAUGGAAGAUGAUUCUCCAGUGGAGGCUGUGAGCACACCUAAUACUCCCCGAAACCUUGCUGCAUGGAAAAUUAGCAUUCCAUAUGUAGACUUUUUUGAGGAUCCCUCCUCUGAAAGGAAGGAGAAAAAAGAAAGAAUUCCUGUGUUUUGUAUUGAUGUUGAAAGAAAUGAUAGAAGAGCAGUUGGACACGAGCCUGAACAUUGGUCUGUCUAUAGAAGAUACCUUGAAUUCUAUGUACUUGAAUCAAAACUAACAGAAUUUCAUGGUACAUUUCCUGAUGCCCAGCUUCCUUCUAAGAGGAUCAUUGGCCCCAAAAAUUAUGAAUUCUUGAAGUCAAAGCGGGAAGAGUUUCAAGAAUAUCUACAGAAACUUCUGCAGCAUCCAGAACUGAGUAAUAGUCAACUUCUGGCAGACUUUCUUUCCCCUAAUGGUGGGGAAACACAAUUUCUUGAUAAGAUACUACCGGAUGUAAAUCUUGGGAAAAUUAUAAAAUCUGUUCCUGGAAAACUAAUGAAAGAGAAAGGUCAGCAUUUGGAACCUUUUAUCAUGAAUUUUAUUAAUUCAUGUGAAUCUCCAAAGCCUAAACCAAGUAGACCAGAACUGACCAUUCUCAGCCCUACUUCAGAAAACAACAAGAAGCUUUUCAAUGAUCUGUUUAAAAAUAAUGCAAACCGUGCUGAAAAUACAGAGAGAAAGCAAAAUCAGAAUUAUUUUAUGGAGGUGAUGACUGUAGAAGGAGUCUAUGAUUACCUGAUGUAUGUAGGACGGGUAGUUUUCCAGGUUCCUGACUGGCUUCAUCAUCUCUUAAUGGGAACUCGAAUCCUCUUUAAAAACACCCUGGAAAUGUAUACUGACUACUAUCUUCAGUGUAAACUAGAACAGCUAUUUCAGGAGCACCGGUUGGUCUCACUCAUAACACUUCUCAGAGAUGCUAUAUUCUGUGAAAACACUGAACCUCGCUCUCUCCAAGAUAAGCAAAAAGGAGCAAAACAGACUUUUGAAGAAAUGAUGAAUUACAUUCCAGAUCUGUUAGUCAAGUGUAUUGGUGAAGAAACCAAGUAUGAAAGCAUCAGACUUCUGUUUGAUGGCUUACAGCAGCCAGUACUCAACAAGCAGCUGACUUAUGUUUUAUUGGACAUUGUGAUACAGGAACUGUUUCCAGAGCUCAAUAAGGUACAAAAGGAAGUUACCUCUGUGACAUCUUGGAUGUAAACACUUGGAUUUGGUAUAGAAUAACCCAUUGAAAUUUCUGCUGUGCUAGGGUGGUAUAAAUGUACUUUUUUGGGUAUAUUCUUAUAUAUAUUAUGUACAUUGCUCUCUGAAAUUUUAAUUAUUUUUUGUUUUUAAUAAAGACUAACACAAACUUAAUAAUUAAAAGUGAUUGAGUCUCAUAGCCUUUCAUUUGCUAGCUGUGAUCCAAAUUUUAUUAGAACAUACGUCACUUGUUAUUGCCAUUUUUAAAAGAGAAAAUUCAUAAUGAUAGGGCAAACAGAUAAGACUGAUAAACUUUGUACUGUAUAACUUUGAAAAUAAUUAUGCCUAGUAUGGAGAAGCAGGAGUAAGAUCUGAUUUUCUUAUUUAGAGUUAAUAUAUUUUAGUAGAUUGGUUUUCCUUUUUUUAUUUUGUACAUAGUUAACUGUGUAUCUAUAAAUAAAACAUCCUAUAUGAGUUUUUCAUAAUAAA